GGGGGGGGCCGAGCGGCGAAGGGGGCAGGGCUGCUCGCCGCAGUCACCCUCACCCAUACCGCGCCGGGGAGGAGAGAAAAAGGCCCCGCUCCGGCGGAGGGAUACAGCGCUCCAUAUAUAGCGGCGCGGCGCAGGCUCACACCCCCAGCACUUCUCGCACCGCGCCGGGGAGGAGGCAGCAGCCGCCGCCGCUCGUGGUCGCGCAGUUCGUGCAGCCGCCGUCGGGCCCGCCGCCGCCGCGCCAUGGCUGACCAGCUGACUGAAGAGCAGAUUGCUGAAUUCAAGGAAGCCUUUUCCCUAUUUGACAAAGAUGGUGAUGGUACUAUCACAACAAAAGAACUGGGAACUGUCAUGAGGUCGCUGGGUCAAAAUCCAACAGAAGCAGAAUUGCAGGAUAUGAUCAACGAGGUAGAUGCUGAUGGUAAUGGCACUAUUGACUUUCCUGAAUUUUUAACCAUGAUGGCCAGAAAAAUGAAGGACACAGACAGCGAGGAAGAAAUCCGUGAGGCAUUCCGAGUCUUUGACAAGGAUGGCAAUGGCUAUAUCAGUGCAGCAGAGCUACGUCAUGUUAUGACAAACUUAGGAGAAAAGCUAACAGAUGAAGAAGUAGAUGAAAUGAUCAGAGAAGCAGACAUUGAUGGGGAUGGGCAAGUCAACUAUGAAGAAUUCGUACAGAUGAUGACUGCAAAGUGAAGAGACCUCCUUUACACCUUUUUUCCUCUAGAAGAAUCAAAUUGAAUCUUUUACUUACCUCUUGCAAAAAAAAGUUCAUUUAUUCAUUCUGUUUCUGUAUAGCAAAACUGAAUGUCAAAAUACCUUCUGUCCACAAACUGCAUGUAAUGGUUGGUGGUCCUGUUCCCAAAAGAUCAAGUUAAACAUCAGUUUUACAAUAUAAUUAAUUGUACUACCUUGAAAAUAAAUAAAUUAAAAAAAAAAAGGAAGCACUUAGUGAACUCGAAAGUUCCAUUUGCUAAUGACUAUUACACUGUUUGGGCUGGCCAGUUUUUCAUGCAUGCAGCUUGACAAUUGAGCACAGUCAGACAUUUGUAUUAAAAGGAAAAAAAAAAAAACAAAACUCAAAGAUCCACUCUUUUGUUCAACAGUGGAUUCUAGAUCAAUUUGUAGUAUAAAUUGUCAUAGCUGGUUUACUUUAAAAUUGGUUUAUACCUCAGGAUGGUAUACAGCAAAAAUGGUUGAAGGAUAUGAAACUUAGAGAAAAUGCCCAAAAGGUUGAAUGGUUCUCCUGUACGUAGCAGUGUGCUCCAAAAAUAUGAUGAUCUUAACUAUGGAUGGCAUGUCUGUGUUAAAAAAUAUUGGUUUAACAUUGUCUGCAUUGCACUAUAGUGAAACGGGUGUCGGGCUGUUACCGUUCACAAAAUUUUUAAAAGAAACCUUCACCAAGGGAGCAUCUUUGGACUCUCAUAUUUUUAAAACCUUCUGUACCAUGACUUGGAGCUGGCGGAGUAGCCUGUGGACUUCAGCACAACUAUCAACAUUGCUGUUCAAGAUAUUACAAUUUAUGUCCAUUCCAAGUUGUAAAUGCUAGUCUUUUUUUCCAAUAAAAGACCAUUAACUUAAAGGUGGUGUUAAAUGCUUUGUAAAGCUAAAAUAUAUAUAUAAUUGAGAUAACAAACCAAAAAAAGCAGUAGGAGGGAAGCGUUUCUAUGAAUGACUUGCUGCUAAAUUAUAAUGCACAUGUAUGCAAUAAGUUAUCCCCUAUCUCUUCAAGAUGGCAAGAACUGACCUCCUGUAACCCAAGACCUUUGCUAUAAAUAAAUGAACUUGUGCUUGCCUUUCAUAUUACGACAAUGUUAAUUUAGUUGGUCUUAAAGUCGUGUAAUGCUGACUCGUCAACUAUCAGCACAGAAGUAACACCUCAUUUCACUAAAGUGGAGAGCUCUCAGCAUGCAUGUCAAUACUGGGGGAAAUAUGGAUAGGUUGCUAUGUUUUUUUUGACAGGUUAUAGAAACUAGUUGGAGCACUAGAACAGCAUGGGCUUCAUAGAGAUCUGUGAUUAUCAAACAUGCCAAAAAUGCAUUUCUCUACCCACAGGAAGAAAAGAAAUGAACUUCUUACAAUAUGCUUAAAAGAAAUAAGCCUUUUUGGAAACUGGGGCUAUUAUGUCUUGACUAUCUUCUCAAACACUUGCAUGAAUUUUAUGGGGUGGAGAAGAGGACUAGGGUUAAUUUUAAAGGUCUUGUUACUUCUGCUUUGCAUGCACUAGCAAUGCUUAGUCAUUCCAGGUCUUUGAGUAAGUGUUCUCUGAUCCUUCAGCUUCCCCAUGAAUGAGUGGCAAAGCAGCUGUGCCCGCUCUUCUUUGUUUGAAAGAAGAAUGUUUGGUUUUUUUUAAGUAGCAGAGCCUCCAUGUGGAAGGCUAUCAGUGCUUGGGAGGGAGGGACUACAGCUUCAUUAUUUGAUUAAGUUUGUUUCCAAAUGUAAUUGGAGUUGCAAACCUGAAUUGCUUAAUUGCCUUUGGUUUUGGAGAGUGCUGAUACUAUCUCUUGAGAGAGAUGUGAGUCUCCAGUAGUCCUGUCUAACUGAGGUGCCUGUGUUAAGAACUUGGUUGGAAAUGCAGCCUCACUCAGUGGGGGUAAAGAGACACCUCCAGGAGGCAAUUAAGACUGUCUGCCUUCAGCGAUUCUUGGUUUUUUUUGGGGGGUGGUUCUGGGGGUUCUGGGUGACCAGGUACCUAGAUAACUUAACCAAGUGCCUGAAAGUUAGAUGGGUUGAAUCUAGGCAGUAGUGUAGAUCUCUAGUUGUAAAGGCUAUUGCUACGGCUGCAUAUGCCGUCAUAACAAACCAGCUGCUGUGAUGAAAAUGCCUGACUACCAUUUGGGAAGUAAAGCCUUGCAUGGCAGCUGCAAACUGCUGCUUUAGGUAGUGCUUGAGAAGGGCUGCGCUGAUUCUGCAGACUGGCUUUUAAAGAGAUGGACUCAAGAGGCAGGCAAGGUAGGAGCAAUGGUUGCUGCUCUGAGCAAAUUACUUCUGCCUGAGUGUGCAGAGAGAUCUUGUCUAGUAGGUAAAUACUUCUUACCAUCUAUCUGUCAUUCACUCAUGGUUGGUAGGGUAGUUCAUUUAAGAACAGCUGCUUUUAGCUUAUUCAGUGUGCUCUGUGCUUGCUAGCAGAGACCUCAUUCCUGCAAGAGGUUCUUGGCUUGAUUAGAAAUUGUCUGGCAGCGUGCAGUGUUGGUAUGCCCUGUAACUGAAUCUGCCUGGAGGUAUCUAAUUAACUGACUUCAGUACCACAUCAACCUCGAGUAAAUGUAUCCUCUGUACAGGACUUUAGCUCUGUUCCUUUCUGCAUAGUGAAUAUCUAGAGAAGUGUCAUCAAGGACUUUUUUUUUGUGUGCGUGUGUGCGUGUGGCUUUGGCUUUUUCCAAAUGUGAACGUGUGGGCUGGAUACACUUGGUGCAUGGCUUAGAAACAUGGGACUGGAAAGAACUUCCUGGGUCAUCAGAUCCAGUCCCCUGCUAUUGCAGGCAACCGUGUCAUAUAAUCCUUUUAAUAAACUGAUCAAGCUUAACCACCUGCUUGUAAGUGGCUUGUUUUCAUGGAAGUUCUGUAACUCAUGUUGCUCUCAACUGAUGCAAAUAAUAUAUGAAAUAUGAAGUUAAUCAAAAGGUCCUCCAGCUUAGCUUCAGAUUUGUCAUUACACUUAUUUAACUAUCUUUCUCAAAACAUGUUUUUCUUUGCACAACACUCAGGAAAGUGUUGAAUCUUUACACCCCCUUGUUAUGAAUAAGAGUUGGUGUGCUUGCUUAUUUUUUUUAAUGGAAAAGAUGGAUGUCUGGCUUGUUGAAACUUGUUAGAUGUGUUAAUUGUCAAGGCAAGAAACAAUUGAGUUGUAUUUGAUACAUAAAUUUAAGGCUAGAGUAUACAUAACCAUUUUUAAAAUACAUCAACUUGCAGUGUAGUUUUAUAUUUAAUACUGAAAUUGUACUGCUAAAGUUUAAACUGCUGUUAAUCAUAUUCCUCUUCUGAUCAUAAUGAAAAAAUAAAGGGUAAGACAAUGCUUAACAUA
This is a messenger RNA of Phasianus colchicus (ring-necked pheasant), 4021 nucleotides long. RefSeq names its product calmodulin 1 (gene CALM1). Gene Ontology annotation, molecular function: calcium ion binding. The record is from RefSeq and is a predicted model, not a curated record. NCBI's taxonomy places the organism in Eukaryota, Metazoa, Chordata, Aves, Galliformes, Phasianidae. Gene Ontology annotation, cellular component: myosin II complex.